CAAAGCCCGCACGGGAUCCAACGUGGAAGCAGCAUAAUUCUCGAAUGACGAAAAGAAUCCUCCGGGUGUGUCAUGGAGCCUGGAGACAGAGCAGGAGGUACCUGUCGUAACGACGAUGAUUAUCCAAGCAGCUUUCCGUCCGCCGUUCAGUUCAGCGCGGAGGACAGCUUGCACUUCUGCGCUGAAUCGUUCCGGAGCUAAAUCGCAGCUGGUGGAUAGGAGCCGAAGGCUUUUUGACGAGGAUUUCGUGCCCACACUUUCUUCACGUGGAGGACGAAGAGAGUUGCUGAGGAAUGAGGGAGUCUCUGAUAGAAAACCAUCGAUCCUAGUUCGAUUUAAAGGCGUGGACGAAAUGACCCGAGAAGAGGAUGGCAGAAGUGGGGCAGCUGAAAUCAAAAGAGUUCUUGUGAUCGGCGCUGGUGCGGCUGGUCUCGCUGCAGCAGUCGAACUUGCUCGUGAAGGACAUGAUGUGGUUGUUUAUGAAAAAUCCUCGGAGAUUGGUGGUGUUUGGAAUUACACUCCAGAUGCUGAUUCUGAUCCUCUAAGUAUUGAUCCCCAGAGGAAACGGGUGCACAGCAGUAUGUAUGCAUCAUUGCGCACCAACUUACCUCGCGAAUUGAUGGGCUUUUUGGACUUUCCUUUUCUUGCUAAAGAAGGAAGAGACAAGCGACGGUAUCCAGGCUAUGAAGAGGUGAAUUCUUAUCUAAGAGAUUUUGCCGAGCAUCAUGAUCUGCUGAGCUUGAUUGAGUUCGGUGUGGAGGUCGAAAAUGUGAGAUUGAAGAAGGCCGGAAAUGGGAACUCAGCGUCCGAGAGUAGAGACCUGAAGUGGAUUGUCCGAUCCAACAGAUUUGGCAAAUUCAAUCACGAGCCACAAACGAAGGAAGACGUUUUUGAUGCAGUGGUAAUUUGUAAUGGCCAUUAUGCUGAACCUAAGCUAAUUAACAUUCCUGGUGUAGAGAGCUGGCCUGGGUUUCAAAUGCACAGUCACAAUUACAGAGUUCCGGAAUCUUUCCAAGACAAGAUUAUCGUAAUAAUAGGCAAUGCAAAUAGUGGUGGAGACAUUUCAAAAGAACUGGCUGAAGUGGCCAAAGAAGUUCAUGUAUGUGGUCGAAGAUGGCCUGAAACUGCUCAAAUCAAACAACAAGGAAACAUAUGGCUUCAUCCCUUGGUCGAACGGGCUUGUGAAGAUGGAACUGUUAAGUUUCAAGAUGGUAAAUCUACCAGAGCUGAUGUAAUCUUGCACUGCACGGGGUACUUGUAUUCCUUCCCGUUUCUAGAUACGGAAGGCGUGGUCACUGUGAAAGAUGGACGAAUAGAUCCUCUUUACAAGCAUGUCUUCGUUCCAGCCUUCGGUCCGACGCUUUCAUUUGUAGGCCUUCCUCAGAAGAUAGUACCUUUCCCGUUAUUUCAAGCACAGUCGAAGUGGAUUUCGAAGUUGCUCUCUGGAAAAGUAAAACUGCCGUCUGAAAGCACCAUGAUGUCGGACUUGAAACAGUUCUACGAUGAACUUGAAGCCAAUGGCAUUACGACUUACAACACUCACACCAUGUUUAAAAGAGAUCAGUUUGUCUAUUGUGACUGGAUACUGGAACAGUGUGGAGCUCAGCCGCUGGACUCUUGGAGAGAAGCAAUAUACUUUUCUGCUCACGCAAACAAAGGAACCAGUACUAAUUAUCGGGAUGAUUGGAAAGAUCAGGAUCUACUAGAUACCGCAACAAAAUCCUUGGUGGAGCUUUCAGAAAGGCUAUCACUGCAAGUCAAAUAGGUCGAAGACCUUUCUCGACCUGCACUUGAAGUAUGGAGAGGCUGAUUUGAUUUUCAAUUCUACGUAUGUGGAGCAGAUCAAGAAGCCAAGAGCAUUGUCAGACGAUCUCUCAUCUGCUCUUUGAGCUAUGUACAGUAGGACCUAUGAAACUUGAAGUUUAGAGUGUUGACCUUUGACUGGAAUUUGAAAUGUAUGAUCAGUUUCGGAUGUUGUAGAAAAUCAUUUUUAGCCAAUAAACUGGCAUGUCUUGCAACGAACUUUUUGACCAGAUUGAAGAAUACUGCACAAGGAUACAUUGUUAUUAUUUUUAAUGACAAUAAAUAGUAGGGAUUAAAUAGCGAGAUGAAAUCUCA
Marchantia polymorpha subsp. ruderalis is the source of this 2118-nucleotide messenger RNA. NCBI's taxonomy places the organism in Eukaryota, Viridiplantae, Streptophyta, Marchantiopsida, Marchantiales, Marchantiaceae. The record is from the annotation of a GenBank genome assembly.